This is a messenger RNA of Filobasidium floriforme, 1918 nucleotides long. Its product is annotated as putative histidine-tRNA ligase. Bases 27 to 1799 code for a protein of 590 amino acids. The record is from RefSeq and is a predicted model, not a curated record. Gene Ontology annotation, cellular component: mitochondrion. NCBI's taxonomy places the organism in Eukaryota, Fungi, Basidiomycota, Tremellomycetes, Filobasidiales, Filobasidiaceae. The transcript is spliced from 9 exons. Gene Ontology annotation, biological process: mitochondrial translation.
AGUCACAUACAUAACCUUCCCACUGCAUGCUAUUCUCGGGAUUCACACGUAGGAUCACAUCGAGAAUCAACACAUCCAUCCCUCGCUUCCAGCCUCACCUGUACCCCGCCUAUUCGACCAGAGCUGAAUACAAGAACAAAAUGUCUACCGGGUUCGAAGCCGAGAGAGCUAGGAUCACCGAGCUCGCCGAGGCCAUCAAGCAAUUGAAAACGGAUGGUAAACCAUGCGAUGUCGAGUUGAAGGAGAUGUUGGACCUCAAGAAGAAGGUCGGGCAGUCUACGGGGAAGAAGGAUUCCGGCAAGGGAAAGAUCCAGCUCAAGACCCCCAAGGGAACGCUCGACCACGGCCCUUCUGCCACCCUGCUCCGAAAACAGAUCUUCAACACGCUCGAGAACAUUUUCCUCAAGCACGGAGCGAGCACGAUCGAUACCCCCGUCUUCGAGCUGAAGGACAUCUUGGCCGGAAAGUACGGCGAGGAUUCCAAGUUGAUCUACGAUCUGCAGGAUCAAGGUGGAGAGCUCUGUUCGUUGAGGUACGACCUUACCGUUCCGUUCGCUAGGUACUUGGCCAUGAACGCUCAACCUUCAAUGAAGAGGUACCAUAUCGGCAAGGUGUACCGAAGAGAUCAACCCGUGAUGAGCAAAGGUCGUAUGAGAGAGUUCUACCAAUGUGAUUUCGACAUCGCCGGAGCAUACGACGCCAUGGUUCCCGAUGCCGAGGUGCUUUACAUUGCCUGUGAAGCUUUGACUGCGCUGGAUAUCGGAGAAUUCACUAUCAAGCUGAACCACCGAAAGAUCCUCGACGGGAUCUUCGAGCUAGCCGGAGUCCCCGCUGACAAGACCCGAGCGAUCUCUUCGGCCGUGGACAAGCUCGACAAGGCUCCCUGGACCGAGGUCAGGAAGGAGAUGACGAUAGACAAGGGUCUGGAUGGGGUGAUCGCUGACAAGAUCGGAGAGUACGUCGGACUGAAAGGAAAAGGUUGGGAAGUCCUCGAGAAACUCAAAUCGGACGACAAGUUGACGGCGGUCAAGUCGGCCAAGGAAGGCCUGGCGGAUAUGGAGCUCCUCUUUGGGUACCUGGAUGUCAUGGGCGUGCUCGACAAGAUGUCAUUUGACAUGAGUCUCGCUCGAGGUCUCGAUUACUACACUGGAAUCAUCUACGAGGCGAUCCACCAGUCCUCGGCUCCUCCCGGUUUCAAGACCCAACCCGCCGUUCCUGCCGAAGCCUCAUCAUCGGCACCUGCACCGUCGAAACCUAAGAAAGCCGGGGAAGAGGACGAGGUUGACGAAUCCACCGUCGGGGUCGGUUCCAUCGCCGCUGGAGGUCGAUAUGACGAGCUCGUCGGCAUGUUCAGCGAGGCUGCUGGGGGGAAGAAGGGAGCGGGCAAGGUCCCCUGCGUGGGCAUCUCGGUCGGCGUAGAGAGGGUGUACAGUAUCCUCCUCCAGAAACGCAAGGAGAGGGAAGAAAGGGAAGCGAGGGGUAAAGAGACCGAGGUGUAUAUCGUCAGUAUGGGAGGGAACGGUCUGUUGAAGGAGCGGAUGGCUUUGGCCAAGGACUUGUGGGAUGGGGGAAUCAAGGCCGAGUUCAUGUACAAGAACAAGCCCAAGCCGAACGCCCAGCUCGACGCUUGUGACCGGGAUCAAACGCCGUUUACGGUCAUCCUCGGGCCCAGCGAGGUGGAGACGGGGACCGCCAAGGUCCGACGUCAGCUCGGAAAAGAGGGAGGGACUACCGAGGGAGAGACGGUCCAGCGGGCAGAGUUGGUCGAAUUUCUGAAGCGCAAGCUGGCAGAGUUGUAGAGCGAUAGGGACGCUCGCAUAAAAUAGAUAUGAUAUACACGUCAUCCCCCUCUUCGCGUCUAGUUUGUGACCGAGUCGGGGGCUGUUUCUUUUUUGAUAACAAAAGUGGAGGGAAGGGG